This is a messenger RNA of Thecamonas trahens ATCC 50062, 1540 nucleotides long. RefSeq lists its product as uncharacterized. Gene Ontology annotation, biological process: pseudouridine synthesis. The transcript has a single exon. Lineage: Eukaryota; Apusomonadida; Apusomonadidae. The coding region runs from base 1 to 1521 and encodes 506 amino acids. Gene Ontology annotation, molecular function: pseudouridine synthase activity; RNA binding. The record is from RefSeq and is a predicted model, not a curated record.
AUGUCGGCCUCAUCCCGCCCACAAGGAAAGGGCAAGCGCGAGGCAUCGCCCUCCCCCCCGGCAGAUGGCGAGACGGGCAAAGCCGGAGAGAGUGCCCUGGAGGACGCCCGGAGGCGCAAGCGGCAGAAGCUCGCCGCCGGCUACGUGUUCAAGGUCGACGACCGCGGGAUCGAGAAGCGGCCACAGCCGCGGCUGAAGGGCAAGACGGUCUCGUCCAUGCCGCGCAUGCUCGCAGAGACCGAGUACGAGAAGCUGCCCGGUGGCCUCCGCGGCGUUGUUCCAUACUACUUUACCUACGUGGCCAACGCCCGGAAGCGCUGGCUCGGCCAGACCGUGGCCGGCCUGUUUGAGACCGAGUUUGUUGGCUCCUCGCCCGAGUACAUCCGCAAAGCCUGCGCCGCCGGCCGACUGCGCAUCCAGGACCAGAUCAUCUCGCCCGAGCUUGUCCUCCGCGACAACGACUGGAUGACCCACGAGAUGCACCGCCACGAGCCGCCCGUCCUCGACAUCGAGCCCGAGGUUCUCGCCGAGACGGACGCCAUCCUCGCCGUGAACAAGCCGUGCUCCAUCCCGGUCCACCCCUGCGGCCGCUUCCGCCACAACACCGUGGUCUUCCUCCUCGGUCGUCGCAGCUACCUCUCGCUCUGGCCGCUCUACCGGCUAGAUCGCGUCACCUCGGGCCUGCUCCUGUUUGGCAAGGACCAGAACGCCGGCCGCAAGUACUCGGAGGCCAUCAAGGCCCGCCGCGUCUCCAAGACUUAUCUGGCCCGGGUCGACGGCGAGUUUCCGCCGGGCGUCCUCCGUGUCGAUGCCCGCCUCGACAAGCUCGACGGCCGCACUGGUCAGAUGGGCGUGGUCGAGUCGGGCGGCAAGGAGGCGUCCACCAUUUUCGAGCGCGUCUCAACCGCCGACGGCUCGUCGGUCAUCCGCUGCAAGCCGCUGACAGGCCGCACACACCAGAUCCGCCUCCACCUUCUUCACCUCGGCUUCCCCAUCUCCAACGACCCGCUGUACAACGAGGCACACCGCGCUGCGCUCUCUGCGCGCGCAGAGGCCGAGCCCGAGUCGCUUGCCCGCUGCGGGCCCGUCGACCCCUCCUCGCCCAACUACGACGAGAUCUGCGAGAUGUGCAACGGCCAAGAAGUGUACAAAGACAUUUCUGGCCACGCUCUCGAGCUCUGGCUCCACGCCCUCCGCUACGAGUUCUUCCCCGGCGAGGACCUUCCUCCAGACAACGACCUCGAGCAGCGUGUCUUCACCACGCCGCUUCCCUACUGGGCCGAGGACGACUUUGAUGUCAAUAACCACAUCGUCACCACCAUGCGCCGCAAGUACAGCGAUGCUGUCGCUGCUGUCUCCACCCCGGCCGACGUCGCUGCCCAGCGCGCUGCCGCGAUCGAUGCUGCGAUUGUCGCGGGCGCGAGCGGGCUCGAGGGCGCGGCGGGCGUGGCUGCCAAGGCGGUUGUGGGCAAGGAUGCAGCGACGGUCGUGGGCGACGAUGCACCACCUGCCGCCAGCUAAACUAGCUUGUACUAGCCGA